Messenger RNA from Tricharina praecox, 2641 nucleotides. RefSeq names its product fungal-specific transcription factor domain-containing protein. NCBI's taxonomy places the organism in Eukaryota, Fungi, Ascomycota, Pezizomycetes, Pezizales, Pyronemataceae. The transcript is spliced from 5 exons. Gene Ontology annotation, biological process: regulation of DNA-templated transcription; DNA-templated transcription. Gene Ontology annotation, molecular function: zinc ion binding; DNA-binding transcription factor activity, RNA polymerase II-specific; DNA binding. The record is from RefSeq and is a predicted model, not a curated record. The coding region runs from base 137 to 2641 and encodes 834 amino acids.
UAGGUACUCUAACUACAGUGCGCGGCAGGAUGACCGCGUACUCUAGAUAGGUCCCUCUCUCUCGAGUCUCCACAACUCUCACGGUUACCUACAUACGACUGCAACACGGAGAAAUUCUUAGACCGAGAGGAAAUCAAUGUCGCAACCCGAAAACGACUCGACCUACGACCGGGAGUCGCCCUCGGAAGCCGCAGGUACCACGACCGGUAAACACCCGCACAACCACAACCACAACAAUCCGUUAUACCAGUCGCAGAGCCAGAGCCAGAAAAACCCCGCGUGCGACCACUGCCGCGAAAAGAAAAUCCGCUGCUCCCGCGAGCGCCCAACGUGCCAGCACUGCCGCGCGUCGCGAACAGACUGCUCCUACACCGAACCGCAGAAGCGCGCGCCGGAGGUCUCAAGGAAUGUACACCGCUUCGAGGAGGUGAAUGGUCGUCUGGAUAGGAUCGAGAAUGCUAUCGGCAAUCUGACGAGGCUGAUCGAUAGACGACCGCGUGCGCGAUUGCACAAUCCGAGUUUUGCCACGUCGCUGGUGGCGAGUUCGAUUACCGCGCCGUUUCUGAACACCGCCGACGGCAACGACAAUUCCGGAAAGCAGUUUGUGAAGGAUGCGCUAGGCACGCCGCAGUACCUUGGGUCUUCGUCGAUUCUGUCGCUCACGACCGAGGCGCAAAGCCUGGCGGAAGAAAAGCUGAAGUCGGCGAAUCUGCUCCCGCGAAGGCUGCUGGAUCAUGGGAUGGCGCCCGCGGGUGGUGGUGCUGAUGGUGCGAGUAGCCUCGAGGAUAUGUCGCAUUCGUCCGCAACGUUGGCAGCGGCGAUUCCAUCGUACGGACAUCACCUCAUCCGCGAGGGAGCGGCGCAGGUGAAACAGUAUAUUCCGUGGAAGGCCGAGGCGCUGGAGAUGGUGGAUGAGUUUUUUAAUUCCAUGUAUCACUGGUUCCCGAUCAUCAAUGAAGAGUCGUUCCGUAGGGAUUUGGACAGGAUGUAUGCGGAGCCAGAGGUGAUGCAGAGAGACGGUGCAUGGAUGGUUCUAUUCAACAGCGUGAUCCUCUUCGGCCACUACGGGAAGUCCAUGAACGCCACAUCACACGAGCGCAAGGUCAUCGAUUCGUACAGUACGCAGCGCAAGCAGACACACUUCUACAAUGCAUGGUCUGCCCUCGACGACCUGGAAGUCACCAUGACGCCGAAACUACGAAACGUGCAGGCGCUAUUCACAAUGUCUCUCUGCUCCAUCGAGCUCUCGCGACCCGCACUCUGCUGGAGUCUUCUGUCGCAAGCCGCCAGAUCCGCACAGGCACUCGGUCUCCACCGGCGCGGGAAGCCGCAACAAUCCGCGUCACGCGUUCAUGACGAGGAGAGGAAAGCGCUGUUCUGGUGCAUAUACAUCCUCGACAAGGAGAUGUCACUGGUCUUUGGUCGCUCGGCAUCACUCCCAGAGUUCGACUGCGACGUUGAGUUACCCGUCGACGACGGGAGGAAUCCAUUCUUCAAGAACUUUCUGGCCGAGAUCGAGCUGGCACGGAUUCACUCGUCGAUAUACAUCCGGCUGUACUCGGCGCAGGCAGCGAUGCAGAGCGAGCAUGAUCUUGGGGUGGCAAUCCUAGAGCUCGAUAGGGAGGUGGAUGGGUGGUGGGAGCGUUGGAGUGACACGGUGAACUACUUGAAUAAGGAUAGGUCGUUCAAGACCAUUGACCUGUUCGAGCACGUACAGCUCAAGUUUGGGUAUUACUCGAGCGUGACUCUGAUCAACCGCAUUGCGAGACCGGGGAUGGCCGAGUACGCGCAAAGUCAGCGGAAGGCUUUGGAGAGUGCGCGGGCGGCGAUCAAGAUGACGAUGGAGGUGGUAGCCAGCGCGCCCGACCUGGCCAAUACCGGCUUGAUGCUAUGGCUCUUCAACUGCAAACCGUUCACCAGCUUCUUCCUGCUAUUCUCCAACAUCAUCCGCAACCCCGCCGCACCCUCAUCUACCAAGGUGGAUCUCCCGCUGAUGCAAGCGCUGGUUGACUACUUCCGCGAGAUGCAAGACCGCAACUACGAGAGCGCUGCGCGGCUACGCAGCGUAGCCACGGCAUUCACGAACGUCGCCAUCUCCUUCCUGCACAACUACCGGCGACAAGUGGGCGGCUCGGGCUCGGGCUCCGACUCACCCCCUACCCGGGCGCGAAAACGUCCGCGGAAAGAGGACGAAGCACGGCGGACGUCGGAAGCCGAAGACAACCUCCCGCCAUUAUACCCACUGCCUCCCACAGGCGUCAGGAAUCCUAGGUACUCGCGGCACUACCUAAAGGCCUGUCCCCCCGUCGCCACGGCACCACCGGCACAGGAAGUACUACCGGGCGUGGAUCUUGAGACGACGUCGUUCCUGCGGUGGCCAUCGCCGCCCAUGACUGCGCCCGGCUCGAGCACGGACGACAGCCCCAACGCCGGGGAUAUGCCGCUGCCCCACAGCGGCAUAACAAACACGGAUAUAGAAACGCUCAUCGCGGAGCCGCUGGGGUUCCAGAUGAGGAUGGAGCAGGCUGCUACGAGGGGCCCGCUGGACUUUGAUUGGUUCGGCUGGGAGGCGCAUUUUGGAUUGCCGCUGGAUGGAGGGGCGCCCGAGCAGGGCGGUGGUAUGCCGCUUGGGGGAGGGUGA